AUCUGUGAAGCAGAAUGUAAACAAGGGAAGAAAGGGAGCAAAUGGAAAACAAAAUAUUGUAUCAAAGGGGAAAAUAUGAGUAAGUAAGUACCACUCACUAAGACUAGAUCAAGAGGACAGAGGGUAUACCAACGAAGGCCGCCUAGUGCUGGACGAGGACUGAGGGAUUUUACCUUUGGUUCGGUUUUGUCGGUGUGUCUGUGGCGGAGGAGAGAAGAUCCGGGCUCAUCUGCGAAAUGUUAGAGUUCAUGGGCGACUCUCCACUCCACUCCAUUCAAUGACGUCCUACCAACCUAACAUGCGAUCCGCAUUGCUCUGGCCGUUGUUGUAGAGCCUUCAGUCGUCGUCGUCGUCGUCGUCUUAUUCCUCCUCGACAGCCCCUUCCUGCAACAACAGAGACGAAUUAGCUCCUCCGUGUCCUGGCUGGCUCCAGCUUUCCUCACUGGGGGUGGAAUCAUCAGAGAAAACAAGCCGAAUAUUUUUACAAGGGGGAAAGAAGUUUCAAGUGUUCAUCGAUCUGUAUCUCUGCAGGUGCUUAAUUCUCAAGACGAGUUAAUAAUUUCUGAGAUCUCUCGCCCCUCGUUUUUCAAUAAGCAAAUGCAUAUAAUUCUUACAUUAAUUUGGCCUAAGCAGCAGCAGCCUGUUGCUAAAAUGUUGCAAUAAGUUAAUUGUAGCCAGUGGUCCGUGCAUUCAUAUGAGGAAUGUGAACGGCUGCUACUAUGAUCUUGUCGUGAUUUGAGGUGCAAAGUAUACCGUGCUCGUACGUAGUCAGUGACAGGAUGCUGAUCAAGGAGUACAGGAUUCCUCUUCCCUUGACUGUGGAGGAGUAUCGUAUCGCGCAGUUGUACAUGAUAGCGAAAAAGAGUCGGGAUGAGUCGAAAGGUGUUGGAAAUGGGGUUGAAAUUCUUUUGAAUGAGCCCUACGAGGAUGGUCCGGGCCCUGCAGGAACGGGGCAGUAUACCCGAAAAAUGUAUCAUGUUGGCAGUCACCUCCCUGGUUGGUUCAAAAGUCUUCUUCCUAAAUCAGCCUUAACCGUGGAAGAGGAAGCAUGGAAUGCUUAUCCGUACACGAAAACUCGAUAUACCUGCCCCUUUGUCCAACGAUUCUCUUUAGAAAUAGAAACCUACUACUGCGCUGAUGCUGGCCAUCAAGACAAUGUGUUCGGAGUGAGUGAAUCUGACGUGAGGAAUCCGAUUGUGGAUCUCAUUGAUGUUGUGAAGGAUCAGUUACAUGGCACGGACUAUGUGAAAGAGGAAGAUCCAAAAUUUUAUCGUUCUCAGAAAACGUCACGAGGUCCUCUAGAUGACAAUUGGAUUGAUGAUUAUUGGCAAGAAUGUCAGGGGAAAAAUAUGCCAUUGUCCUCCGGUAAAGCAAUAAUGUGUGCGUAUAAACUGUGCCGGGUCGAGUUUCAUUAUUGGGGAAUGCAGAGCAAAAUCGAAAAAUUUAUUCACGACUAUGGAUUGAGAAGAAUAAUGCUUCGAGCUCACAGGCAAGCUUGGGCUUGGCAGGACGAGUGGUACGGUAUGACAAUGAGUGAUAUUCGUGAGUUGGAGAGGCAAACUCAAGAGGCUCUUAGGAAGAAAAUGGCCAACUCUCGUCGCGAUGCUGGAGAAGAAGACGAUGGGGAAGACUAUGAUCAUGAAGAUUCUAGAGAAUCUGUGAAAGAAUCUCCAUUUAUUUGUACUAAACCAAGUAGUGAUAGCAGUUGUGAUGACAAAAAGUCGGAUAAUUCCUCCCGUAGUUGGGCUGGCGAUAAGGGCGGUGGUGGUGCUGGUGAAUAUUACGAAACAAGUCGCCCUAAAUCCCCUAAAAUUACUGUGAAAAUUAGCGACCUUGGUGACAACAUAGUGAGCACUCCGUCAACUUCCAAAUCCAUUUCCUGUAGUGGAAAAGGACAUCAUAGUUCACCAAGAGCUGCAAAGAAAGUUGAAGCGAGUCGGACUUGGAGAGUGGAAGGCUUAAUGAAGAACGAAUCAGAUUCAGAAGGAAGCGAUGAUGAAUUUUUUGACUGCUUAGAUGGAGACGAUUCUGUUUCCUUAACCAAAUGGAGCUCUCUGGACCUUAUCCCACAGGGUGAAGCCAAAUCUGAUUACAAAAAAGACGAUAGUAUAUUCAGCCAACCAUUUCUUCAGCGGGUCACGACAGGGCGUGAAAAACAUAAGGUGCUAGUGAGCCGAGGAAGUAUGGAAGCUUCUUUACCCGGGUCUCCAACAAUAUACGGUGGAAACGCCGUACUUGCUUCUUCCUGUAGUACAACGGUGCUAUGCAUGGUGCUACAUGCUGGGAGUGCGCUAGACGCAACUGUGGAUCUCCCUGCCAAAAAGUCCGACGUGACAACGUUCAAGGGUGCUUUCGAAUCUGUAAUACGACAACAUUAUCCAUCCAUGAUGGGUCACGUUGUGGUCAAGCUUGUGCCAUGUCCAUCUGUUUGUACUGAUGCACUGGCUAUUCUCUCUAGUCUAAGCCCAUACAGUUUUGAUGUAUAUGGAACUGGAGACAGUCCACAAAUGACUCACGAGUCCGUGCCAAUUGGGGCUAUUCCUCUCGUAUCAACGUGCCAAUUAGAGUAUUUGGAUGCUGUGUCAAAAACUGUAGUUGCUGCCAAUCAAGUUUACACUGACUUCCUCAAGUGUGAAGAAGGGCAAGGAUUCAGUGGUCAAAUAGUUUUUAUUGGAGAUUCGAUGGGUUCUAUUCUGGGUUAUGAUGCUUUAGUCAAGCAUUGUUGCGCAGGACAGUUUUUGAAUGAGGAUGAAGUCCCUCCAAGUCCAGCUUUAUCCACAGAUCACCUGCUGCAAUGUCCCUCCGGAGAAACGCGACGUAGAUCGUCUUCAUCUGCGAGCGACUCUUCCAAUACAAAAUUAGACUUUGAAGUGAGCGACUUUUUCAUGUUUGGAAGUCCCCUCGGCCUGGUCCUGGCACAUCGUCGGAUUCAGUGCGAAGAUCGACACAUGCCGUGGACGCGCCCUUGUCAGCAAGUGUACAACCUUUUUCACCCAACGGACCCCUUGGCUGCAAGACUGGAGCCUCUAAUUUCAGCAAGAUUUGCAGGUGUCCCACCAGUCAAUGUGGCACGCUACACGAAGUAUCCAUUGGGUGAUGGGCUACCUUUCCAUUUAUUGGAGAGCAUACAGAGUAAUCCGCAUCUCUUUGCUGAGUCUGGUGUCAGCUUUGGAGCUUUAGCGUCAAGUUGUGGUCGACGCUUAUCGGAUAUAAGUAUUCAAAGUGGAAUGUCUGGCUUAACUGAUGCCCUGUCCCUCCAAGCGAUAAACCAAUUGACUCAAAAGUGGUGGGGCAAUAAAAGGAUUGAUUACGCUCUGUAUUGCCCGGAAGCAUUGGCAUCAUUUCCUCUACACUCCCUCCCCCAUUUGUUCCAUGCCAGUUACUGGGAAUCAACGGAUGCAAUUGCUUUCAUUUUACGCCAGAUUGGAUUCCAAGAAUCAAGUUCACUUUUAUCCCAAGAUGAAAAGGAAGUCAGGGUAUUUACUCCAAAUCAACCACGGGAAAAGUGGGUGAAGAAGAGAACGUCCGUGAAAUUAAAAAAUGUUGCUGCCAAUCACCGUGCCAAUGACGUGAUUGUUGGAGAAGGACAUCCUCAGGCGCUUAGAGCUCGGUUCAUGUACGGCCCAUUGGACAUGGUGACACUGACGGGUGAAAAAGUGGACAUUUAUAUCAUGAAGGACCCUCCGAUGGGCGAAUGGAGCCAACUUGCUACAGAAGUAACUGACAAAAACGGCCGGAUUUAUUAUUCAAUUCCUAGUGAUAAAGCUUUUGGGUAUGGGAUUUAUCCAGUGAAAAUGGUUGUUCGAGGUGACCACACCUGUGUGGAUUUCUACUGUGCGGUUGUUCCACCAAAGACUGAGUGCGUUGUGUUCAGCAUUGAUGGUUCAUUUACAGCCAGUGUGUCAGUGACAGGAAGGGAUCCUCGAGUUAGGGCUGGUGCCGUUGAUGUCGUUCGACAUUGGCAAGAGCUGGGAUAUUUAAUCAUCUACGUAACUGGUCGUCCAGAUAUGCAACAGCAUAAAGUCGUCUCUUGGUUGGCACAGCAUAACUUUCCUCAUGGUUUAGUUUCUUUUGCGGAUGGGUUAUCUACAGACUUUUUGGGUCAUAAGGCUGAUUAUUUGCGAAGUUUAGUUCAGGAUCAGAAAUUGGUAAUACACGCGGCAUACGGAAGUAGUAAGGAUAUUGGCGUAUACGCGUGCGCUUCAGUUUCUUCCGACAGAAUAUUCAUUGUUGGUAAAGCGUCCAAGAAGCAACAUUCUAUGGCUACCGUACUGAGCGAUGGCUACUCUGCUCAUCUUAAUGCAUUGCAAGCCCAUGGUGGAUCAAGACCUGCCCACGGAAACGCUCGAAUGGUCAUACCCCGAGGAUAUUUCGGUUUACCAGGUCAACCGCUUGCAAGACGUCGAAGAUCUGCCAAAAGAACGACCUCUUACCCCGUCAUGGGUACCCCAUCCGAGUCCUCCUUAACUCUGAUGACUCCCACCACCGGGCGUGGAGCUUCUCCCCGUCGUCCAAAAGCGAGUCUAUCAACAUUUCCAAAUUGAACGCAUUCUCAUAAUCUUUCAUUAACUGCCCCUACAACCACUCCUCUUCCUGCUGAACCAUAAUAAAUCUCUAUAAUAUCCUACCCCACCACCACCACCACCACUGCUCUACCAUAUAUAUAAUAAUAAAUACUACAAACUACUGUGUUAAUAAUACGUCUCCGCCAAUAAUGAUAAACAACCUCCGUCGUCAGUAUCUUCCGCAUUCCGUGUCAGUCAUAAAUACUAAACUAUAGCCAUGUCAUUGUUACUGCGUGCAAAAACCAGGGGUACAUCACUCAUAAUUACUAUUCCUAUCUAUAUAUUAUGCAGAUAUAUAAUAUAUAUCUACAUACUGUUCCUCCCACCCACAUAUAAAUCCACUAUGACAGUACAAUGCAGCGUGAUCUGAACAAGUCGUUAGUAAUAAUAAAAUAAAUAAAUAAAUAGCGAAAUUAUAGUACCAACAAGUAUUAGUUUAUCACCUAUAUAAUAGUUGUUCUCAUGUAGUUGUUCCUGAAUGUAAAACCACUACAAAAAUAAACAAAGAGCAAAACCGUUUUUAAAACUA
Folsomia candida is the source of this 5094-nucleotide messenger RNA. It is a transcript of the gene rdgB, whose product is annotated as protein retinal degeneration B. NCBI's taxonomy places the organism in Eukaryota, Metazoa, Arthropoda, Collembola, Entomobryomorpha, Isotomidae. The record is from RefSeq and is a predicted model, not a curated record. Gene Ontology annotation, molecular function: metal ion binding; phosphatidylinositol binding; phosphatidylinositol transfer activity. Gene Ontology annotation, biological process: phospholipid transport. The transcript has 20 exons. Gene Ontology annotation, cellular component: cytoplasm. Bases 780 to 4544 code for a protein of 1254 amino acids.